This is a messenger RNA of Theobroma umbraticum, 1228 nucleotides long. Its product is annotated as Pollen Ole e 1 allergen and extensin family protein. The record is from RefSeq and is a predicted model, not a curated record. NCBI's taxonomy places the organism in Eukaryota, Viridiplantae, Streptophyta, Magnoliopsida, Malvales, Malvaceae.
UUUCAGCUCCGUGCUUUACAGAUGGUCCUAACACCAACCACUCACGGGUUUGGAUACUGGGCAUAUUUCUUAUGCUACUUCCAACUAGUAUAAGGCUUUUAACCAGAGAAGCCCUAGUGGAAGCUUCUUGUCACUUCUCUCAUGUUUGCUUUGCUAGCUGCCAUGCCAUGGAUCCAAUCGUUCGCCUUUUUGUUCUAGCAUCCUCCUUUACACAUCUUCUUUCCGUAAUAGCUCAACCAGCAAAUCCCAUCUCUCGGAUCACAGUAGUGGGUGUUGUUUUCUGCGAUAUAUGUUCAAGCAACACCUUCUCUAGGCACAGCUAUUUCUUGCCAGGUGUGGAAGUCAACGUUCAAUGCAAGUUUAAAGCAAAAUCACCUAAAACCACAGAGCAGAUGACCGUCUCAGUCAACAGAACCACUGAUAAGUAUGGAGUAUACAAGCUAGAAAUACCGCACGUUGAUGGGGUUGACUGUGUGGAAGGUUUGGCUAUUGAGUCAUUAUGCCAGGCAAGUUUAAUAGGGAGUAAAUCUUCAGCAUGCAAUGUACCAGGUUUGAAGACUUCGGUAAAUCAGAUAUCUGUCAAGUCAAAACAAGAUAAUCUUUGCAUCUACAGCUUGAAUGCGCUGAGUUAUAGGCCAUCCAAAAGAAACACCACCUUGUGUAGAAAUCACAAAGAGCUGUUGCCAAGUUCUUUUAACUCUUCAAAAUGUAUUUUUCCUUUCCCAGGGUUUGGUUUUCCUUGGCCUUUGCCAUCAUUGCCUUUGCCUCCACUACCUCCCCUUUCAUCACUCCCAUUCCCUCCCUCGCCACCUUUGCCAUCUUGGCCCUUUCCCCGCUUACCGUAUCCAAAUCCUCCAUCUUUGCCUUUCCCUUUUCCACCUCUCCCUCCUUUUCUUCCUAGCCCUACUCUUUUUAGCCCCCCUCCACCUGCAUUUAAUCUAGGAGAUCCAAGAACCUGGAUACCUAAUUUCCCUAGACUAUCUCCUCCACCCCCACCUCAUUUAUCUGGAGACCCCAGAACCUGGAUACCAUACAUUCCCCCUUCCUCUCCGAGUAUCCCUCAGAAGCAAACACCAUAAGAUGAUUUGGCCUUCUCUAAAUUCAAUUAAACUCCAAAAUAAUUAUGUUUGAUACUAUGUGUUAUAUUCAUGAUUUCAGAAGCUUUUCUCAAAAUUGGUGGAGAUAUAUUGGUACAGAAAAUAGAAUGUACUUGUCUUUGUUUUGAUAA